AAGAUUCACAUGUGAGUUUUCCAAAAAAUAAAUUGAAGUUUCGUUAAUUGAUUUUUAAUUUGAUAUUAAUCAAGAUGAAAGUAAAAACAAAGAAAAUCGAAAAGCUCGAGAAAAUGAGUGUGGACGAUUUCUUCGAAAAUAUUGAUGUUAUUGAAAAUACUUCAGGAGCCAGCGAUAUUGAUGAAAGUAUCAAGAAAAAAGUAUCAAAGAAAAAUAAAAAAACGAAAGAGAUCAAAUCAGAGAAUGUCAAAUUAAAAAAGAAAAAAGAUAAACUCGUUAAAAAGAAGAUCCAGAAACAAGAAGUUCAAGACAAUCCUUCUUCAGAAUCUGAACAGGAAGAGGAAGUUGAUGAAAAAUCACACAAGAAAGCACUUGGAAAGUUGAAAAAAACCGAUCCAGAACUCUUCAAGUUUCUUCAAGAAAACGAUAAAAAGCUGUUGAACUUUGGUGAAGAAGUUGAAGCUGCUGAAAAUGGAAAUGAAGCAUCGGAAGACGAGGAAAAUCAAGUUCACAAAGCCGUUGAUGCAUUAGAAGUAGCUAGUGAUGAAAGCGACUAUGAAGAUGAAGAUGCUCCAAUGCGCAAAGACAAUGCGGUGACCCUCAAAUUGCUAAAAGAAUGGCAAGAAAGUUUACAAUCUGAUGAAGUUCCAAUCGACGUGAUUCGAAAUGUCAUAAAAGCAUUUAAUUCAGCAUUAAUUUCGAUAUCAGGUGAUCCUAACAUGAGAGGAGAAUUUAUUGUCGAAGGCGCUGCUAUCUUCAAUGGAAUCAUUCAACUCUGUGUUCUUUAUCUCGAGAAAGCGAUUCGACAAUAUUUGAAACUCUCGGGAAAGGCGAAUUUCAGAGAAAUUCAGAAAUGCAAACGUUUCAGUAAAGUUAAAAAUGUCCUUCGAUCUUAUCUCUUAGAUAUGACAAAGCUUCUUGAAACAGUGUCAAGCUCGAAUAUUCUCUCAGUUAUUCUGAAACAUUUACAUCAAAUUGCGAGUGUUUUAGCAGCUUUCACAAGCAUCACAAAACCUGUGUUGAAACGGCUCAUCCAAAUUUGGUCAACAGGAGAAGAAUCAAUCAGAAUUGUAGCAUUUUUGUGUAUCCUGAAGAUAACAAGAAACCAACAAGAACUUUUUCUCAAUCAAGUUUUAAAGACAAUGUACAUGGAAUAUGUAAGAAACAGCAAGUUUGUUAGUCCCAACACACUUCCAGCCAUCAACUUUAUGCGUCGUUCCCUCACUGAAUUGUUUCUCCUCGACUUAAAUAUUGCUUAUCAUCAUGUCUUUCUCUUCAUUCGUCAACUUGCAAUUCAUUUGAGAAAUGCGAUAUUGCUACAGAAGAAAGAACACUUUCAACAAAUCUACAAUUGGCAAUAUGUCAACAGCUUGAAAUUGUGGGGCGAUGUGUUGUCGACGGUUUCAAUAAACUCGUCAGGAAACAAAGCUGAUCAAAAUUCAAAACUCCAAGCAUUAAUUUAUCCUCUUGUGAGCAUCAUCAAUGGAGUUAUAAAAUUGAAAUCAAGUGCAAAUUAUUUUCCAUUACGAUUUCAUUGUGUAAAGAUUUUAAUUGACAUCUCAAGAGCUACGAAAGUUUUCAUUCCGAUUCUUCCUUACAUCCUUGAGGUUUUGAAUUCAAACACAUUUAAUCAACAACAUAAGAAGCUUGCAAUGAAACCAAUUUCAUUCACUUGCAUACUUCGCAUUCAGAAAGGACAUUUGGAUGAGAAUUCAUUCCGAGAUGAAGUUGUUGAGCAAGUUUAUGGAAUGACAUUGGAAUGUUUAAUUAAUGAAUGUACGAGCAUCGCAUUUCCUGAUCUUGUCGUGCCUCAUGUCAUGGCUUUAAAUCAUUUCAUUAAAAACACGAAAAAUCCCAACUAUGCGAAGAAACUUAAGCAGUUGACUGAGAAAAUUGUUGAGCAGUCGAACUAUGUUGACAGUCGACGAAAUAAAAUAAAUUUCUCAUUGAACGACGCAAAUUUUAUUAAAAGUUGGGAGAUUAAUUUGAGAACUGGUCAAACUCCUUUGGAAGUUUUCUACAAUCAGUGGCAACAGACAAAUGUCAAGAAAUUGAAACGACAGAAAAUCGAUAAAGAUGAAGACAGCGAUGAAGAUGAAGAACAUGAUUACGAUAACUUACCAAAAGUUAAAGCUCCGAAAACAAAGAAAAUAAGAGCUGAUGGUCAAGUAGAACUGUUUCCAUCUGACGAUGAAGAUGACGGUGCAAUUGAUUUUGAUGUUGAUACUGAUAACAGUUUUGAGAACGAUGAGUCUGAAGGCGAAGUUGUUGAGAAACAAAGCAAUAAAAAGAAUGGAAAAUUCAUUAAGAAUGGAAAAGGAAAUCAGAAGGAAGAAUCAGAUGCCAGCUCAGAAGAUAACGAUGAUAAUGAAACAUUUUUAGAUAAUGGCGACAUUGUUGAAGAAUUAACUGAUUGGUAA
Molecule: messenger RNA, 2420 nt
Organism: Clunio marinus
Lineage: Eukaryota; Metazoa; Arthropoda; Insecta; Diptera; Chironomidae
Source: the annotation of a GenBank genome assembly